AUGUCUGCUCAGUACCGUCCUGCUAGCUACCAAGUGCCAAUGACUAUGUCACACCACGAAGAAACCAUGCGCUCAGGCUUCCCCGGCCACGACCCAGAAUCCUACCAAAUUCGACCCGUCCUGACUGACCUUCUCGACACCCUGAACAUGGUCUCCGCCUACACAACGAUCCUGACACUGGCAACAGUAGAAGGUUCAGCAGACUCCUCGUUCGAGUAG
This is a messenger RNA of Fulvia fulva, 219 nucleotides long. RefSeq lists its product as uncharacterized. The transcript has a single exon. Bases 1 to 219 code for a protein of 72 amino acids. The record is from RefSeq and is a predicted model, not a curated record. NCBI's taxonomy places the organism in Eukaryota, Fungi, Ascomycota, Dothideomycetes, Mycosphaerellales, Mycosphaerellaceae.